Gavia stellata (red-throated loon) is the source of this 4086-nucleotide messenger RNA. It is a transcript of the gene FASTKD3, whose product is annotated as FAST kinase domains 3. Bases 59 to 1942 code for a protein of 627 amino acids. NCBI's taxonomy places the organism in Eukaryota, Metazoa, Chordata, Aves, Gaviiformes, Gaviidae. Gene Ontology annotation, cellular component: ribonucleoprotein granule; mitochondrial matrix. Gene Ontology annotation, molecular function: RNA binding. Gene Ontology annotation, biological process: mitochondrial RNA processing; regulation of mitochondrial mRNA stability. The record is from RefSeq and is a predicted model, not a curated record. The transcript is spliced from 6 exons.
CGCGACGCCCCGGCCCGUGGCAGGCAGCAGUAUCUUUUGAGUACUCACUUGAUCCAAUAUGGCUUUGAUUAGCCGAAAAAGUUUCCAUUUUUAUUCAUCCAGCACACCAGCAAGCAGGUCCAUUUUGAUGACCCUAAGCAAAAGGUUGAGCUUUAUCAGUGGGCAGCAAAAGCCCCAAAACUGUAGCUCUGUAGCCAUGAGGAUGCUAUGUUUCAAAGAUAAAUCUCAGUAUGUGUUAUGUAGAAAAAAUCACGUACAACUGCGGAUACAGUCUCUUUCUGUUAAUGAAACUGUGCAUCUUUGUGGAGAUACUGGGAGCAGUCCUAAAUCUGAUAACGGGUGGAUGGAUGAACAACUAUUUUUCAAGAAGUUGCACAGCCUUUGCACAUCGAAAGAGAUUUUUGACUUCCUUAGCUCUCUGGAAGUUAUGUCUGAUACUAUGGCAUCAGGAGCCCUGCAGAGGAUUUCUGAAGUUGAGGUGGAUGACGAUGGCCUGAAAAACCCUGAAGGAGUGCUAGAGAAUGAAGUUUUUAGGGCAUUAUGCUUCCAGUUUGAAUUUGCAUCCUCAAAACUGUCGAACACUGGGCUGCUGAAUGCAUUGCAAGCUUUGAUAACACUGCGUAUAGAUCCCCAGAGUACACUGAUGGCAAGCUUGCUUUCAGAGGGUGAGGAACGGCUUGGUAAAGGACAGUUGACUGUUAAAAAUCUGUGUGCUCUUGGAGAGAGUUUGCUUGAGUUGGAAGGCCCAAGUUGCGUGACACUGGAACAAAUUGUGAACCACAUGCAAGAAAAAGACAUUGAGAAGUGGAGUCCUAGGGAACUGGUGGUAGUUUAUAAGAUGCUGCAGGUUACUGUCAGGGAAGGGGAACAAUACCAAGACUUGCUAAACAGGAUGAACAGUGUUACUUUAACCAUAGUUUCCCAGCUAAGCCCAAAGUUCACAAGCAUAAUACUGAAUUCACUGGUUGUUCUUCGUCAGACUCGGGCAGUUCCCUUAGUGACAGCACUGUGUAAGCAUUCUGUGAAGUAUAUUCCAUAUUUCACAAGUGAUGAACUUGUAAAUGUACUGGAAGCCUUCCUAUACUUUGGACGUCGUGAACAAAUUUUUACAGAGGCACUGGAAAGACAUGUUCCCAAGUCCAUCUUUACCAUGCAUCCUCAAACAGUCAGCAAAGUCAUGCAGUAUUGCUGCCAAAAGAUGAUCCUUUCUAAGCCCAUCUUCAACGCAGUGGCAGAAGGUUUCAUUUCUGAUGCUGACAGAUUUACCACCGACCAGAUUGCUGAGUAUAUUAUACCAUUUGGGACUCUUAACUAUCUCCCUCCAAAUGCUUCUUCCUUGUUUAGGAAGCUUGAAACUGUACUGCAUACUCGCUUUGGUCACUUUCAGCCUCACACCUUGCUGAACCUGCUGCACUCAUGUGUCCUUAUUCAACGUUAUCCAGUAAAUUUUCUGCCAAAAAUAUUUAGUCCUUAUUUUCUGCAAAAGCUUCAAGCUCAGCCACCUGGUUUGGACAGAAUUGUUACCACCCAGCUAACCCAGCUUUUUCUGACUGUUACCCUGGAGUGCCCAUUUUAUGAGGGUCCCAAACUCCUUCCAAAGUAUCAAGUAAAGGCCUUUCUCACGCCUCACAGUUCCCUGGAUGUUCACCUCCUCAAAAUGGUGAAGACUGGAUUACUUCAUUUACUGAAAAAAAGAAUAUAUUUUGCAUCAGAGGUAUCAACACCAUAUUUCUAUACAAUUGAUAUUGAGAUUAAAUUAGAUGAAGAAGGUUUUGUGUUGCCUGCUGCCCAAUGUGAAGAGGUGCACAGACGAUUCCAUUUUUUGAGAUACAGAGUCUACAAAAUUGCAGAAAAAUGGCAGAAUAUCUACACAAAAAAAUCUUUCCUCAUACAUAUGGACUCAGCUGCUGACACUGGAGAAUUAUACCAAAUCACAGGUUGACCUCCUGUACUAUAAAGUGUAAAUAUUGUGCAUGGAGGAACAAUUCUGUUUUCUAAAUAACUCCACCUAAGGUAAUUUGAGCUUCUGAAUGUGAGACCUUCCAAUAUUUGGAACAAUUGACAUGUAAAGAGUAAUAAAGAGCAACAUAUUUUCUUAAGUUUUGUGUAAAUAUUUAUUAUAAGUUAACAGAUUUAAGUGCCAGACAGUACUGCGUUUCCUUUGUAUCUUCACUCGUUCUAACUCACAACUGCAAAUGGACAGAUGUGACUAUUGAAGGAUACUGCCUGGUGCUGAAUAUACAGAAUGUGCCAUGCUACCUACCAAUCAGGGCUUUUCUUGACAGUAUAAGAAGAAAUUGUGCAAUUUACUCAUAGCUGUUCGUGUGAUUUCCCAAGUGUUUCAUAAAACUAAAAUUUUCAGUAGUUGCACAAGCAAUAUUGGCUUAUUGCUCGUACUUAAGAGAUGUAGAGUGCUUCUCACUAAAUAGCAGUGCCUUACAGAAAAUGAGAGGGUUUUUAAUAAAACGAUUCACUUCACUUUGCGAAAGAACAGCUGCCACAGGGUAGUGGACUUGCACAGCUGUCUCUGUGGGGGCCACCCAAGGUUCUGGGUAUGUACUAUUUGUAGUUUUGUCUUUGGUGGCAGUUUUAGCUAAACUGGCUAGAUGGGGUCAUGUAUGCACUCCAGAGUUCCUUCAGUUUACGGCCUGCCAUGUGAGCCUAAACCGAAACUCAUUAUGCCGUGAAGCUCAGAAGAAAUAUAUCCUAUGCAGUGCUUUUUUAUGUACGAGUAUAAGUUCUGGCAGAAGGGUGGAAGUGAGAACUGGAACCAGUAACCACUUCAUCUGGAACAAGUGUGCCCUAACUUGGGUUAAUGUGUUGCUUCACAGAUGGACGAAGGGAAAAUAACAUAGCUAGUUCUGAUCACAUAAUGUAGACUUGAUGAACUGCCGUGUAAAACACAUUUUCAGGUUAGCUUGUGCAUCCUGCCCUGUGUGGAGUUAUUAUUUACGAGUAGCAAUACAGAAUUCCCAGCAUCACCUGGUUUGAUUUUAACGAUUAUGAUCUGAUACAAAAAAGGUGAAAAUUUACAUCCUUGAAAUUCUCUACAUUUUACCAGCAGAUAUAGAACAUGGCCAUUUUUUCCUUCCAAGGCUACUGUUAAUAAUUCGUGAGUUGCAGGUGUCCAUCAAUUGUCCCAACAAUACCUGGAAAUUUUUGGAUGCAAAAUCCAGAUCCAAAAUAUGAUUUACAUUGUGUCAUGCUGUGCAUUCUGUUCAUGUUAAUUUGUUGCAGGUAUAAAACCCUUACUCACAGUAGUAUGUCAGCACUGACAGGUGAGGGAGGACCAAGAGGUAAUGAGAUACUUUCCAACACUAUAAUAGGAAGCUUACAGCACAUCGGUAACCUAACAUUUGUCAUCCUAGCAAAGAGAAAUUGAAGGAGAAUGACUGAAAUGUCUUUGCAGACAUUCAUAAGGAACUUUUCCCUAAUACAGAAGAAAUCGUCAAGGUAUUCUUUUGACACUAACAGCACUGAAGGGACAAGUCAACCACUCGGAACUGAAUGAGAAACAACUAGUAAGAGGAACAACCUGUGAAAAGCCUUCAAAAGUGAGGAGGGAUGAGAAGGGACUGAAAGAGAAGGGGGUGACACAGCGACAGCGAUGAAAUGAGAGGAAAACUGAUUCUGGUGUCAAUGACUGAUGCCUUUCUCCACGGUGGAAGGGAGCUGGUGAUGCUUAUUUCUCACACCAGAAGGUGGCGGUGUUCUCAAACAGAUUUGAUUGCCCGUAGUUUUCAAACACAGAUGGUUUGUAAAUAUAGUAAAACUACUUAAAAGGAGUGAUUUGUACAUACUGUCCCAAGCUAAAAAUAACCUGUCUAGAAUAUGGCCAUAUUCCAUCUCAUUCUUCACUGGCAUACAUUUGAUACUGAUUUUUGGAAAAGCAUUCUGGUAUUGUUAGAAAACAUUUCCUUCUCACUUUGUUCUUACUGUGAUUCCUUUCAUUUAAUUCUGCUAGAUUUGUUUGAUGAAGUAUUUAUUGUUGAAAAGAAAUGUAGUUGUUACUGCCCUCUUGUCCCUAGCUCAUUGAAUAUAGAGGAAUUUGCAGGUCGUGAAUAAUGAAAGUAAUAAACAUCUUGG